Molecule: messenger RNA, 1185 nt
Organism: Penicillium maclennaniae
Lineage: Eukaryota; Fungi; Ascomycota; Eurotiomycetes; Eurotiales; Aspergillaceae
Product: purine-nucleoside phosphorylase
Exons: 2
Coding region: 1-1185 (394 amino acids)
Biological process (GO): transmembrane transport
Cellular component (GO): endoplasmic reticulum
Source: RefSeq, a predicted model, not a curated record
AUGUUGUCCCUGCGAACCUUGGUCCCGCUGUUGCUGGGUGGAAGUGCGUUAGGUGCAGCUUCCGCUCACGCGUCUCCCAAGUGGGCUCCGAAGGUGUUCAUCGUCUCCAUGUUUGAACCUGAAGCUGAAGCGUGGUGGAACAUUCCUGAAUUCAACCUUCUGGCCCACAACAUCAGCCUUCCCGGGCUUUCACCUCUCUAUCCCGACAUUCACUGUACCGAGAACCAUGAGGUCUGCCAACUGAUCACUGGCGAAUCGGAGAUCAAUGCCGCUACGACCGUGACCUCUGUCGCGUUCUCGCCCCUGUUCGAUCUCACCAAGACCUACUUCUUCAUCGCCGGUAUUGCAGGUGUCAAUCCCAAGCGAGCGACCCUUGGCGCGGCGACCUUUGCACGAUAUGCCGUUCAGGUGGCUUUGCAGUACGAAAUUGAUAUCCGAGAGCUUUCUGCCAACUACUCGACCGGAUAUAUCCCUCUGGGCUCCGAUUACCCCGGUCAAUACCCCACCAGCAUCUACGGGACAGAGGUUUUCGAAGUCAAUGCCGAGCUUCGCAGCAUUGCGGCCGGCUUUGCUAGCAGAGCGAAUUUUUCUGAUUCCGCGGCCGCAAAGGCUUAUCGCGCCCAUUACGCAACUGAAACGGGAGAGUACCACGCCGCUACCGUGGCCCCGGAAGUCGUCGAGUGCGACGUGGCUACGUCGGAUGUCUACUACAGCGGCAACAUCCUGGGUGGUGCUUUUGAGAACACCACCAAAUUGUUUACCAAUGGCACAGGUGACUACUGCUCCAGCGCCCAGGAAGACAACGCUACGCUCGAGGUUCUUCUCCGGUCAUCUGCUAAGAAGCUCACUGAUUUCUCCCGUAUCAUUGUCAUGCGCACUGCAUCCGACUUUGACCGCCCCUACCCCGGGCAGGCAGCGACCGAAAACCUGCUCUAUGCGGAUGCGGGCGGCUUUGAGCCGGCCCUCGAAAACAUCUACCGCGCUGGCAUUGAAGUCGUUGGAGGUAUCUUGAAGGGAUGGCAUUCUACCUUUGCCGCCGGUGUGAAGCCUCGUAACUAUAUUGGAGAUAUCUUUGGAACUUUGGGCGGAGAGCCGGACUUUGGCCCCGGCCGAACUCAGUCUCUGGCUGACAGUGGAGCCUAUAAGAAGAGAAGCGUUGGAGCUGCUCUCAAAAGACGCAACUAA